AUGUCCACGCGGCGUGGCCAUCGGAAAUCUCGAUAUGGAUGUGCCACAUGCAAGAGACGGCACAUCAAAUGCGACGAGACAAAGCCCAUUUGCGGCAACUGCUCCAUCACUGGAAGAGAUUGCUCGUUCCUUUCGACUGCUGGCAUCGACGCUAGUCUGGGCAUAAGCACCACAACCGCACGCAUCGAGUCAUCAUCAUCAUCGCCGGCACAGUCUUGUAACUCUCUUUCUGCGGCAUCGAAUCUAGAGGCGUCGCAAUCUUCACCCCAACCCCAAUGCGGCGAAAUAUCUGAGGCAGACGGUAUCGAAACCCCCCCGGCCAACCUUGCUCAGCUGGAACUGUUGCAUCACUUUACCCACGGGUCACUGCAGUUUCCUGUGGCCCCGAUGGGAACGCAUGAUGUGACUCCACUGAAAAUUAUUGAGGAAGCGCUCGACUGUGAGUACCUCAUGAACGAGAUUCUGGCCUUUUCUGCGAGAUAUCUUGCGACAUUGAGGCCAGAUCGGAGCGUUUUCUACCUAAACCAAGCAAGACAGUUUCAAACACACGCGUUGGCUUGCUUCAACCGAAAGCAAGUCCACACGAUGCAAGAGGAGCAUCUACGCAUCAUCUUCUUCAGUUGGAUGCUCGGGAUACAUCUUUUAUGCGACGUAGCGCCACUCGGCCAGCAACAAGGCACGCUGGAACGGUUCUUUUACUACCUCCAACUACACCGGGGAGUACGAGCUGCCACAAUGGAUGCCUGGGAGAGUUUGCUCGAGAGUGAAUACCGUGGCAUGUUUCACGGCGGAGCAGCCUUGGCAAACAGGCGCCGCGGCGGUGGUUGCACUUCGUCGCUCAGAUUGUUGAUCCAGGACAGUCUAGGCUUGAAUGACAGCGAAAGGGAAAGCAGCCUAGAUGCGCUCGCUAGGCUUCAAUGGGUAUUUAGUGUUUACGAGGACACCAGUCUUGAAGCGACCCUACCUGAAUGUUUCCUGACGGCUUUCUCUUGGCCCCAGAUUAUGGACGCGGAGUUUGAAGGACUGCUAUAUAAGCGGAAUCCCGAAGCCUUGCUUGUGCUGGCGCAUUUCGCGGUUGUGCUUCAUUGGUGUAGGAGGCAUUGGAUCUUCUCGCAAGUAGGUUGCUAUCUGCUGAAUAGCAUCGCGUCCGAGUUGGGCCAAGGAUGGGGAACAUGGUUGCAGUGGCCCACACAGAUGAUCAACAAUGACAACUAG
Molecule: messenger RNA, 1215 nt
Organism: Fusarium vanettenii 77-13-4
Lineage: Eukaryota; Fungi; Ascomycota; Sordariomycetes; Hypocreales; Nectriaceae
Exons: 2
Coding region: 1-1215 (404 amino acids)
Biological process (GO): regulation of transcription by RNA polymerase II
Molecular function (GO): zinc ion binding; DNA-binding transcription activator activity, RNA polymerase II-specific
Source: RefSeq, a predicted model, not a curated record